CCUAUCGAGCCAUAUGCCACUGCCACUAUUGGCUAUCUUUUUUUCUUUUACAGUGGUCGGACUGAGUGGAUUGUAUCAUUAUUUAUAAAUAUUUUUUAUGAUCUCAACAUUUGUUACAUUAGGCUAAGACAGAAACAUGGCUGACGCAAAAGUCGAAACUAGUACGGAGAUCUCUGCCAAGGACCUAAAAGAGAAGAAGCUUGUUGAAGAGGCAGAAAAUGGAAAAGAGACCCCAGCCAAUGGAAAAGCUGAGGCUGAGGAGAAUGGUGAUCAAGACAAUGAUCUAGAGGAGGAUGAUGAUGAUGUGGGAGAGGAGGAGGAUGAGGAAGAUGAUGCUGAGGUUGAUGAAGAAGAUGAGGACGAUGAGGUCGAGGGUCGUGCAGGCAAGAGGGUGGCAGAAGAUGACGAUGAUGACGAGGAUGAUGUUGGAACAAAGAAGCAGAAAACCGCCGAUGAUUAAGAGUUGUGUGUUCAACCCCCUGGAAGCUGCUGCAACCUCUCUCCUUAAGCGCCGAACGUUUUGGAGGGAAACUGUGGUCAUCAUCAAGUAGAGUUCAACGUCCGUGUACACACACACAAAACUGCAAUUUUUUUUAGAAAACCCAAGACUUCAAAGUUCUACCUUCUUAACAAGAUACAGUACUUUAAAAUGAGAAUUUGUUUGUAUUUUUAUUUACAUUUUAUAUUUUUGUACAUAUUGUUAGGAGGUCAGCCAUUUUUCGACAGUGAUCUCUGGUUACCAAACGGUGCUUUGAAGUUGAUGCUUCUCUAUGAAAUAGACUUUACUUGUGGUUUGACCAGGCCAUGCUAUCUCAACACAAACUUGUACACAUUUCAGAAAACAAUUCAAUUCAAAGCAUUCCAGUAACUUUGUAAUUGUACUUUAGUUGUACCAUACAAAGUUGGUUUGUAUGAGAUGGCAAGGCCAAAGAAAAUAGGUUUAUUUUCUGUCUGUUAAAUGGCUGUCUGUUAUGGUCUGUGUAAUGUAUGUGUGCAUUUCUUGUAUGACAAUAAACCUGAAUUUUAUUUUGUGAGUUCUUAUUUUCUUCUGAUUCGUUUAUUUUUUUUUGUCUUGUUUUUUUGACCCAUCAUAGAUGGGGUUUCAUAAUGUUACAGUCAGCCACUUCAACUAGGAAAAUCAUCAUGCAGCUUUUGGCUCUAUAAUCUAUAAUCUAUAAAAGGAUAGUUUUCAGACAUGCUGUUCAUCUGUUUUAUUGGCCUGUUAGAACUGUAUAUCAAUGUAAAUGACUCAUGCCUUGGCUUAAAGACUUUAAGAUCUGGUCAAUUAUAUUGCAUUUAAUAAAUUUACCUGAGUGAA
Messenger RNA from Oncorhynchus keta (chum salmon), 1318 nucleotides. RefSeq names its product prothymosin alpha-A-like. NCBI's taxonomy places the organism in Eukaryota, Metazoa, Chordata, Actinopteri, Salmoniformes, Salmonidae. The record is from RefSeq and is a predicted model, not a curated record. The coding region runs from base 137 to 460 and encodes 107 amino acids. Gene Ontology annotation, biological process: negative regulation of apoptotic process; positive regulation of transcription by RNA polymerase II. Gene Ontology annotation, molecular function: histone binding. Gene Ontology annotation, cellular component: nucleus. The transcript has 5 exons.